Messenger RNA from Varanus komodoensis (Komodo dragon), 2619 nucleotides. RefSeq names its product zinc finger protein 708-like. Bases 1 to 2595 code for a protein of 864 amino acids. The transcript is spliced from 3 exons. The record is from RefSeq and is a predicted model, not a curated record. Gene Ontology annotation, molecular function: RNA polymerase II cis-regulatory region sequence-specific DNA binding; DNA-binding transcription factor activity. Gene Ontology annotation, biological process: regulation of transcription by RNA polymerase II. NCBI's taxonomy places the organism in Eukaryota, Metazoa, Chordata, Lepidosauria, Squamata, Varanidae.
AUGAAAAUGGAGGAGCAGGAAUCUCUGAAACCUGGGGAGAGGCUGGAGGAUGUGGGGAGAACCCCUCACAUUAUCCCAGUCCGAACAAGCUGCGACCUCCAGACAAGACCAGCCUCUGAAACGAUGCGAACUUCGGCCAAGUGGCUGAAACACCACUGGGCGCCCCCAUGGCAGGAAUUCCUGAAAACGAUGCCCUAUCCUCAUUUCGGACCCAGGAACCCGCAGCUUCUGGAGCCCUGGCAGUGGGACCACGCCGAAACGUUGCACAACUCCUUCAGGGGGCUAACAGGUGGCAGCCAUCGGCCUAGAGGAGAGUGGGUCGCCCCAAGCCAGGAAGGACUCAGCAGGGAAGCCCCCCAUGAGGAAAACAGAGGUGUGGACACCUGUGCUGAAGUGAAGGAAGAGGAAGAAGAGGACAUUUCCGGAUGGGAAGGGCGCUGCCAGCGGUUCAGGCAGUUUUGCUACCGGGAAGCCGAGGGCCCGAGGGAGAACAGCCACCGGCUCUCAGAGCUUUGUUAUCAGUGGCUGAGGCCCGAGGUGCUCAGCAAGGAGCAGAUGCUGGAGCUGGUGACCCUGGAGCAGUUCCUGACCAUCCUGCCCCAAGAGAUGCAGAACUGGGUGCGGGAACAGGCUCCAGAGAGCAUGGCCCAGGCUGUGGCCCUGGCAGAAGGCUUUCCCCUCUGGCUGCAAGCGGCCGAAAGAUGGGAGCAAAAGGUGCCAGGAUUGCUGAAGGAGGGCUCAACUAAUCUCCCCACGUCAGAGCAGAAUCCAUCACACUCUCCAGAGACGCAGCUCCACGUGGAGGCCAAGUGUGAGGGUAACAGAGCGACCUGCGUGUUGGGUGCUUGGCAAGUGAGCAAACAUGGCAAAGAGAAUCUUCAGCUAGGGAGAGGACCAGCGCAAGCGGAACUCAGUGGGCUAUUGCAGGAGAGGGCAAGAGAAAUGCUCUUCCCAGGCCUGAAUGCAGAAGAAUCACAAGGAAGUCAGCAAAGUAGCCCUGCAGAUUCCCAUCCCAUGCAGGGAGACUCUCUUUGCAAUGAGAGGAGUUUUUUACUUGAAGUGACGUCCUCCGUGGGAGAAGUGGAGGGUCCUGCCAAUGGGGAACAGCACAGCCAGAACCCCGAACCCCCAAAGAGAGGGGCAGCUCGAAGAAGGAAAAAGACACAUGUAUGCUCAGUGUGCGGGAAAGCUUUUGAACGGCUUUCGAUCCUUACUAACCACCUGACCAUACAUACAGGAGAGAAACCAUUUCAGUGUUUGGAUUGUGGGAAAUGCUUUGGUUAUAAAGCGCUCCUUGUGAGGCAUGAAAAAGGCCACACAGGAGACAAGCCGUACAAGUGCUUAAAGUGUGGGAAAACGUUCAGCACCAGCACCAUCCUUUCGGAUCAUGAAAGAAUUCACACAGGAGAGAGGCCGUUUACUUGUGUGGACUGUGGAAAGUGCUUUGUUAAGAGAGGGCACCUGAUGCGGCAUAAACUGACCCACACAGGAGAGAAACGCUAUAAAUGCACAGACUGCGACAAAAGCUUCGGAGAUAAAUCUCUUCUUACUACACAUAGGAGAAGCCACACAGGGGAGAAACCAUACAAGUGCUCUGAAUGUGGGAAAUGCUUCAGCCAAGGCUCACACCUUAUCACACAUAAGAGAAUCCACACAGGGGACAAGCCGCACACCUGUUCACAUUGUGGAAACAGCUUCAUUCGGCGAUAUGACCUUCUCAUCCAUGAGAGAACGCACACAGGUGAGAAACCCUACCAGUGUCCGGAAUGUGGGAAAAGCUUCCGUCAGAGCUCACAGCUUUUCGUCCAUGGGAGAAUUCACAUGGGAGGGAAACCCUACAAAUGUGUGGAGUGCGGGAAGAGUUUCCGUUGGGAGAGCAGCAUCAAGAUGCAUAUGAAGAACCAUGCUGGAGAUCGACCGUAUGCCUGCUCAGAAUGUGGCAAAAGGUAUGGGAAGUCGUCACACCUGAUACGCCACAAGGAAACCCAUACGGGAGAGAAGCCUUUCAAGUGUGCAGAAUGCGGGAAAAGCUUUGCACAGAGCACCAUGCUUUAUCUCCAUGAAAGAACUCACACUGGAGAAAAGCCCUUCCAGUGCACAGAGUGUGGGAAACGCUUCCGUUGGGAAACCAGCUAUCAGACGCACAUUAAAAACCAUGCCAGGAAGAAACCACACGGGUGCCCAGACUGUGACAAGAGCUACGACAAGGAGUCUGAGCUGAUCAAGCACCGCAGGAUUCACACAGGAGAGAAGCCAUUCAAGUGCAGGGAGUGUGGUCUUUGUUUUGAUCGCAUUUCUGCCCUUACAGUACACCGAAGAAUCCACAGAAGCGAGAGGCCAUUUAAGUGCUCAGACUGUGGCCGAAGCUAUAAUAAGGAGUCUGAGCUUAUUAAGCACAAGAAGGCCCACACAGCAGAGAAACCGCACAAGUGCCCGGACUGUGGGAAAAGCUUUGAUUCAAAGUCUGCGCUGAGAGUGCAUCAAAGAAUGCACACUGGAGAGAAACCAUAUAAAUGCUCAGGCUGUGGGAAAAACUUCAGCCAGAGUUCAAACCUUAAAACACACAUGAGAAUCCAUACAGGGGAGAAUGUGUGAGAGACAACUCUUGAGUGGAAAACA